GAGGCAGGUCCGGUUCCUGCGGUGAAACCCUGGGGCUUUGGACGGGAGGGCCAUCUUCCUGCCUCUCCCCCUCGGCCUGUUCGCAAGCAGCAGAGCAACUGCUGGAAGAAGUCGGUGUGAAGAGUUUCUGUUUCCGUGUGGCAGAGAAAACCGCGAGGGCCCGAUCGGUUCGGCUGACGCCGUCAUCGUCCGCCACUAAGUCGGGGCCGUGAUGCUUGCUGACCCUCCGGAGCUCGUCUCUCUGUCCUUCCGCCCUCUGCCGUUCCUGCCUUUUGAUUUCCAGUUCUCAAAAUUUGGAGGCCAGAUUCGUCCAGGGGAUUAUCGUUCGAAAUCAAAUCCUCUUAUGGAGAAUCCAGAUUCGGAACUGCUCUCUGGUUUGAUCGACAUGCCGGUUCAAUGUAUCCGCUGGGAACAGACCCAGUACCCGAGGCAGGUGAAGAUGUUGCCGCCGCGAUCAGUGCCACCGAGACCCUGUCAGAGGAGGAGCAGGAGGAGCUAAGGAGAGAACUUGCAAAGGUAGAAGAAGAGAUCCAGACUCUCUCUCAGGUGUUGGCAGCUAAAGAGAAGCAUCUAGCGGAGAUCAAGCGCAAACUCGGCAUCAAUUCGCUGCAGGAACUGAAGCAGAACAUUGCCAGAGGCUGGCAGGACGUGACCGCGACGCCUGCAUACAAGAAGACGUCUGAAACCUUGUCUCAGGCUGGACAGAAGGCUUCAGCUGCUUUCGCGUCCGUGGGAUCAGUCAUCACCAAAAAGCUGGAAGACGUAAACAUACGCUCCAUUCAACAUUCAAUUAGCAUGCCGGCUAUGAGAAACUCCCCGACUUUCAAAUCGUUUGAAGAAAAGGUUGAAAACUUAAAGGCAAGUAGAGAGUCGAAAGUAGGGGGGACCAAGCCUGCCGGCGGUGAUUUUGGCGAAGUCUUGAAUUCGACGGCAAAUGCCAGCGCCACCUCCACAGAGCCACUUCCAGACCAGACCCAGGAGAGGCCGUGAAAUGCCUGCCUCUGUCCGGCCACCCACUGCCAGACGCUGCAAGCGGGGCCCAAGCACAUCUCGUCCAUGUUCAUUGCUGUGAAUUUUUACCCUGUGUGCUGUUAUUUAGCUUUACAUAUUCCUUUGACCAAACAGUCUGUGGGUUGAGCAAAAUGAAUAUAUCCUCACUGCUAUAUUCCUGGGCAACACCCUCUAAUGCGCAUCGAAGGCCCUUUACUUAGGAAGCACCAUUAUAAAAACACGUGUAGUCCCUGGGACCC
Molecule: messenger RNA, 1250 nt
Organism: Pteropus alecto (black flying fox)
Lineage: Eukaryota; Metazoa; Chordata; Mammalia; Chiroptera; Pteropodidae
Gene: TPD52
Product: tumor protein D52
Exons: 7
Coding region: 397-990 (197 amino acids)
Biological process (GO): B cell differentiation
Cellular component (GO): cytoplasm
Source: RefSeq, a predicted model, not a curated record